CCCUUUCCGCUCCAGGCAGCCAGCGAAUCCUCCGGGGCUGAGGUCGGGUUGUAUCUGCUCCUGGAGGUAGUGCUCAGGGAGGCUGGGAACCUGGGGGACACCGAGGAAGUGACACAGCCGAGAAGAGUACGGCGGGGAAGAGUCCCAUCCCGAGGAGGCAGACGCCCCGCAGGAGAUGGAGGCGGAGAAGCCACAGCCGGUGCUGCGCUCCGUGAAUUCAUGCGAGCCGUCCCAGGUCAUCUUCUGCAACCGCAGCCCGCGCGUCGUGCUUCCCGUGUGGCUCAGUUUCGACGGCCAGCCUCUCCCCUAUCCCACCCUGCCGCCAGGCACCGGCCGUCACAUCCAAAGCUACCGAGGUCACCUUUGGCUCUUCCGAGAUGCUGGGACCUAUGAUGGGCUUCUGGUUAACCAGACGGAACUAUUUGUGCCCUCUCUCAAUGUGGAUGGACAGCCUAUUUUUGCCAACAUCACACUACCAGUGUAUACCCUAAAAGAGCGAUGCCUUCAGGUUGUGCGAAGCCUAGUCAAGCCUGAGGAUUACAGGAGACUGGACAUUGCGAGGUCACUCUAUGAAGAUCUGGAAGACCACCCGAAUGUGAGAAAAGACCUGGAGCGGCUGACACAGGAGCAUAUUGAAAAUCAGCAGAUGGCGGAUGAGACUGAAGGUUUUAAUUUGCCCUCCUGAGCCUUUGCUUUUGAUGGAACUGACUACUCUUGAUCUAGAUAUAGGACUGGUCACUUAUUCUCGGUUUCAGGUGUCUCAUUCUUACAGUAAAAUAAUGCUUCUUGCUUAAAAGAAAGUUAACUGAUUUCACUAGGUAUGGUGAUGAUUAGGGGCAAGUAAGUGUGUAUAAAGGAAAGUACUUGUAUUUGCCUCUUAGUCAGGAGAGUUUCUGUGUAAGAACCGUUGUGUAAGUAAAUCAGUGAGAAGUGCAGCAUAUCCUUUGAUUGUAAGAGAGCAGUGGCAUCUGCUUUAAUUGCUGUACUGUGGUUGGUGACGUGUCCACCUGCCGCCUGAGAAGACUGAGAUGUCCUUGAGGCAGGAACAAACCUGUCUCCUCUUUGAGACCCCAGUGCCUCUCACACUGUGAGCCUUCACCAGUGAUUGUUGAACGAACAAACCAGUGGGUACUUUGGUAGGAAGUGUUGGAGGAUUUGCCCAUUUUUCAGGGGGGUGAGAAACAAGGGACCUUAGAGUGUGCACAGCAAAUAAACGUUUUAAAGGGAAUCAUUUUGUGCUUGCUUCGGCAGCACGUGUACUGAAAUGUGAGCGACCGGAGAAGACACACAGCUUCAUGAAGCGCUCCGUGCUUUGUGCCCUGGCCCCCUGGGCGUCCUCACACCCUCUGCUGGGCCGGAAGAAACACGCGUCCAAGCACAGCGUGUGGCACUCAGUAGCAAAAUCGUGACUUUUCACUAUACAAUGUGAAAAGGGUUACUUCUGGUUGGUUUGUUUGGACAAAGUUGAGGUUAUACUGUACGUACAGUUUUGUAUUCUGUUUAACUUUGUAACUUAAAUAUCUUCUCAUGGCAUCUUUAUCAGCUCUCCAUAAACAUUAGCACAAUGUUUCUUUUGUGAAUAAUGUUGGGAUAUUUCUUGGCAUCUUUGGCCCCUCGUGCUAACCUUCGGGCUCAGGAACCAGUGCCCCACGGCUGUCUUGUUACUGCCUCACGUUUCACCCAGUCUGGUUCCCUUCUCCACAGUCAGCAAACUGGUUGGCUCUUUCUUGUUUUAAAGCACAUUGUAGUACUCAUUCAGUGGUAUACCUCUAACUGUCUAAAUUUUUGUGUCAAAUAGUUGGGCAGGGAAGAAGAAAUGCUGGUACAGGAGGCAGCUGUCCGAGUUCCGGAGUGGGGUAGGCUGGGGAUUAUGAAGUCUGCUGGUGCUGGAUUAGUUCAGUGUUGGUUUUACUUUAUUUUGAUCAGUCUUUGUGUCAAAAUGAGAUUUCAUGUUCUUGUUAAAACAUGCAGUUUGAGCACUGUUUUUGUGUUGGCCAAGAAAGAUUGAAAACCUGUAGCAUGAUAAUAUGUUUUUCACUUGAAGUCUUAUAAAUAUAUUAAA
Molecule: messenger RNA, 2062 nt
Organism: Phyllostomus discolor (pale spear-nosed bat)
Lineage: Eukaryota; Metazoa; Chordata; Mammalia; Chiroptera; Phyllostomidae
Product: von Hippel-Lindau disease tumor suppressor-like
Exons: 3
Coding region: 176-685 (169 amino acids)
Source: RefSeq, a predicted model, not a curated record